UGGCACAGAAAGUAGUACGGCUCCAGGUCAAAGUCCCCUUGGAGGUGGUGGAGUACGGGGAGUGGGCUGAAUCUGUCUUACUACCCUUCAAAGUUAAAGAUCAGCUUCCUGAAGACGCAACAGUGGAGUGGAAACGCACAGAACCCAAAAUAAUGACGGUGCAUGUGUAUCAGAGAGGCGAACAUCAGCCAGACAAACAAGAGGAGUAUUUCCGUGGUCGCACAAAGAUGGACGAUGACCCACUGAAAUCCAAAAACCUCAGUGUGAAAAUUUAUAACUCUGGAUACAGCGACAGAGGGACCUACGUCUGCACCGUCCACAGGGAUGGGAUCAUCCUGAUACAGAAAGAAGUGCUGUACCGGAUCAAAGUCUCCAGUGUGAAAGCGAAGAGGACUAAGCUGCAUUACCAAAUCACAGCUACCCUGGUUCAGGACGCCACAGUGGAGUGGAGGCGUUGUGGCUCCAAACCCUUGAAGGUUCAUGUGUAUCAGAAUGGCCAAGACCAGCCUGGUGAACAGGAUGACUUUUACUUCAACCGCACAAAGAUGAAGAAAGACCUGCUUCAAACCGGAGACCUCAGUCUGACCCUGAGGAACACCACAGUCAGUGACAAUGGCAUUUAUAUCUGCACCGUCCACAGGGACGGACACAUCCUGGCAAGAAAAGUAGUGCUGCUCCAAGUCAAAGUCCACCAGGAGGAAGUGGAAGAGGGCAUACAGUCUGUCCAGCUGCCCCUUCAAAGCUCAGUACAGCUGCCUAAAGACGCCACAGUGGAGUGGAGCCGCUGUGAACCCAAACCCAUGAAGGUCCAUGUCUAUCCGAAUGACCAGAACCAGCCUUGUGAGCAGGACAUAGUUUACCGAGGCCAUACGAUGAUGGAGGAAAACCCCCUGCAAACCAGAGAUCUCAGUCUGACCCUGAAUAACCCAACUGACAGAGACAGUGAUUUCUACAUCUGCACUGUCUGCAGGGACGGAGACAUCAUGUUGCAGGAAGUCGUCCAGCUCAAGGUCAAAG
This is a messenger RNA of Larimichthys crocea (large yellow croaker), 1017 nucleotides long. RefSeq lists its product as uncharacterized. Gene Ontology annotation, cellular component: external side of plasma membrane. The transcript is spliced from 4 exons. NCBI's taxonomy places the organism in Eukaryota, Metazoa, Chordata, Actinopteri, Sciaenidae. Gene Ontology annotation, biological process: positive regulation of T cell proliferation; negative regulation of T cell proliferation; T cell costimulation. The record is from RefSeq and is a predicted model, not a curated record. The annotation marks the transcript as partial.